AGAAGGGACCACCGCUUGAGAUGUAAGCCUUUAAACUCUUUAAGGUGGCCAAUUUACGUUUUCAACUCUAUUGUAGAUAUCUUCUGACUUUCUUGAGUUUCUCCAAGCUAUGGAUACAAAGGAAGAUAACAGUGGUGAGAAGGGACUGUUAAAAGGGUUUCCUGAAGAAGCAAUAAUCAAAGUGGAGCAAAUAAACUCAUAUAUCCUUGGAGAGAAGAUUAAUUCCCUGCAGAAAGGAAAAGCAUCCUCAAAUCUCAGUGAAUUUGACCAGACGCAAGUCAAAUUUUUAGAAGCAGCCAUCCGUUCCAUUCCACAAGCAUUGGAUGAUGAAGCUAAUCUUGAAAAUGCAGUUUUCAUCUUUGCCCUUCCAGGCCCCCAGUUCGCCCUCAAAUCUGGAGCAGGUGAUUGGGAAUACUAUUUUUCCCAAGACGACAACAACAAAAUCACCAUGAAAUGUACCAGAAAGCCUUUGGAGUUUCCGGAAGAAUCAACAAUCGAAUUGGAGGAAAUAACCCCAGAUGUCUUUGGAGAGAAGAUUUAUUCCCUGCAGAAAAAAAAUGCAUUCUCAAGUCUCAGUGAAUUGGACCAGACACGAGUCAAAUUUUUAAGAGAAGCCAUCCAUUUUAUUCCACAAGCAUUGAAUGAUAGAGCUAAUCUUAAAAGUGCAAUUUUCAUAUUUGCCCUUCCAGGCCGCCAGUUCGCCUUCAAAUCUGGAGCAGGUGAUUGGAAAUACUAUUUUUCCCAAGACAACCACAACAAAAUCACAGUGCGAUGUACCAGAAAGCCUUGGGUGUACUAUGUCUGGGACUGGAUCAAAUUCGCUUGU
Messenger RNA from Pocillopora verrucosa, 826 nucleotides. The record is from RefSeq and is a predicted model, not a curated record. Lineage: Eukaryota; Metazoa; Cnidaria; Anthozoa; Scleractinia; Pocilloporidae.